ACAAUGUGUGAGGGUGCCAUUAACUCAGUUGGCGACCGCCCUAUAGCAUCUUUACUCCUACAGGGCGGCUGCUGCUGUGGCGCACCAGGGAUGUGUGCACCCUAUCAAGAAGUGCAGAAUCACGGGCGGACUGACCAUUUGGAAGCUCGGGCACUGCCUGAGGGCCCGGGGUCAGUAGGGGGCCCCAUGAGAUGCCCCUGGUACCUUUUUCAUAGGCUUCUUUGAGUUUGGGCAAGGACACAGGGGCCCCAUGAUCCCCUAUUGCCCGGGGGCCCCAUGA
This is a messenger RNA of Staurois parvus, 280 nucleotides long. The record is from the annotation of a GenBank genome assembly. Lineage: Eukaryota; Metazoa; Chordata; Amphibia; Anura; Ranidae.